Molecule: messenger RNA, 2035 nt
Organism: Condylura cristata (star-nosed mole)
Lineage: Eukaryota; Metazoa; Chordata; Mammalia; Eulipotyphla; Talpidae
Gene: MELK
Product: maternal embryonic leucine zipper kinase
Exons: 16
Coding region: 1-1788 (595 amino acids)
Biological process (GO): protein phosphorylation; intracellular signal transduction; microtubule cytoskeleton organization
Cellular component (GO): cytoplasm
Molecular function (GO): ATP binding; protein serine/threonine kinase activity; tau-protein kinase activity
Source: RefSeq, a predicted model, not a curated record
AUGAAAGAUUAUGAUGAACUUCUCAAAUAUUAUGAAUUAUAUGAAACUAUUGGGACAGGUGGCUUCGCAAAGGUCAAACUUGCCUGUCAUAUCCUCACUGGAGAAAUGGUAGCAAUAAAAAUCAUGGAUAAAAAUGCUCUAGGGAGUGAUUUGCCCCGGAUCAAAACAGAGAUUGAUGCCUUAAAGAACCUGAGACAUCAACAUAUAUGUCAACUCUACCAUGUGCUUGAGACAACCAACAAAAUAUUCCUGGUUCUGGAGGAAAAUUUGUUGUUUGAUGAAUAUCAUAAAGUAAAACUGAUUGACUUUGGUCUCUGCGGGAAACCCAAGAGUAACAAGGAUUACCAUCUACAGACAUGCUGUGGAAGUCUGGCUUAUGCAGCACCUGAAUUAAUACAAGGCAAAUCAUAUCUUGGAUCAGAGGCAGAUGUUUGGAGCAUGGGCAUACUGCUAUAUGUACUGAUGUGUGGCUUUCUACCAUUUGAUGAUGAUAAUGUCAUGAAUUUGUACAAGAAGAUUAUGAGAGGGAAAUAUGAGGUUCCUAAGUGGCUCUCUCCCAGUAGCAUUCUGCUUCUUCAACAAAUGCUACAGGUGGACCCAAAGAAACGAAUUUCUAUGAAAAAUCUAUUGAGCCAUCCCUGGAUCAUGCAAGAUUACAGUUGUCCUGUAGAGUGGCAAAGCAAGAAUCCUCUUAUUCACCUUGAUGAAGACUGUGUAAUAGAACUUUCCGUGCAUCACAGAAACACCAGACAAGCAAUGGAGGACUUAAUUUCUUUGUGGCAAUAUGAUCACCUCACAGCUACCUACCUUCUGCUUCUAACCAAGAAGGCUCGGGGAAAACCAGUUCGCUUAAGGCUUCCUUCUCUUUCCUGUGGACAGACAUUCACAGACAUUAAGUCAAAAAAUCUGAGUCUAGAAGAUAUGACCACAAAUGACGAAAAUGAUGCGAAUGGGCUAGUAGACUAUGAAUGGUGUGAAGAAGGUUCAUCAACAGGUGUGGCUACUCCCCAAACACCACAGUUUGCCAAGCAUUGGACAGAAUCAAAUAGUCUGGAAUCUAACUCAUUAACUCCAGUAUUAUGCAAAGCAUCUGCCAAUAAAUUAAAGAACAAAGAGAAUGUAUAUACUCCUAAGUCUGCUGUAAAGAAUGAAGAGUGCUUUGUAUUUCCUGAGCCAAAGACCCCAGUUACUAGGAAUCCACAUAAAAGAGAAGUACUCACUACACCGAAUCAUUACAUUACACCUUCAAAAGACUUUCACAGGAGACUACAAGAAAACCCCGCAAGGGCCCCAACAACCAGGAUGCCCAGCUUUACUCGGGUGUUUUUCUUUUUAAGGUGCCGUUCAGUAGAACUGGAUCUCAAUCAAGUACAUGUAGAGGAUACACCGAAAAGAAAAGGAACUAAAGUGUUUGGGAGCCUGGAAAGGGGGUUGGAUAAGGUUAUCACUGUGCUUACCAGGAGCAAAAAGAAGGGCACUGCCAAAGACGGGAUAAAGAAAAGGAAGCUUCACUAUAAUGUGACUACAACCAGAUUAGUGAAUCCAGAUCAACUCCUGAAUGAAAUCAUGUCUGUUCUUCCAAAGAAGCACGUUGACUUUGUACAAAAGGGCUAUACACUGAAGUGUCAAACACAGUCAGAUUUUGGCAAAGUGACAAUGCAGUUUGAACUAGAAGUGUGCCAGCUUCAAAAACCCGAUGUGGUGGGCAUCAGGAGGCAGCGGCUUAAGGGUGAUGCUUGGGUUUACAAGAGAUUAGUGGAAGACAUCCUGGCCAGCUGCCAGGUGUGACUGAUGGGCGAUUUCCAUGCUGCUUGGGGAGUGUGGUGUGACCCAGCCUAUAUGGAGGCCAGAGUGACAGUUUGAUUUUUAAAGUCCAUUGGAAUGACAAAUUCUUUUCUAUGAGCUAUCGUCAAGACCAAUAUCUUGUUUUUAAACAAAAGAUAUUGUUUUGUGGAUCAGUGUAAGGCAAGCCCAUCUGUCAUUCUCUGUUUCUGUCUUUUUUAAUCACAUGGCGUUGUAUAUUAAUAACUGUUGA